Molecule: messenger RNA, 653 nt
Organism: Eremomyces bilateralis CBS 781.70
Lineage: Eukaryota; Fungi; Ascomycota; Dothideomycetes; Eremomycetales; Eremomycetaceae
Product: histone H2B.2
Exons: 5
Coding region: 54-434 (126 amino acids)
Biological process (GO): nucleosome assembly
Cellular component (GO): nucleosome
Molecular function (GO): protein heterodimerization activity; DNA binding; structural constituent of chromatin
Source: RefSeq, a predicted model, not a curated record
CCCACUCCCAGCAACCCCCCCUUGCAGCUGUAGAAUUGCAUCAAAUCGUCGAAAUGGCACCCAAGGCAGCUCAAAAGACUCCCUCCACCGGCGGCAAGGCCCCGGCUGGCAAGGCGCCCGCGGAGAAGAAGGAGAAGCGCACCAAGACCCGAAAGGAGACCUAUAGCUCCUACAUCUACAAAGUCUUGAAGCAGGUUCACCCCGACACUGGUAUCUCAAACCGUGCCAUGUCCAUCCUGAACUCCUUCGUCAAUGACAUCUUUGAGCGCGUCGCUACCGAGGCAUCCAAGCUCGCCGCCUACAACAAGAAGUCCACCAUCUCCUCCCGCGAGAUCCAAACCUCCGUCCGUCUGAUCCUGCCGGGCGAGUUGGCCAAGCACGCUGUGUCCGAGGGCACCAAGGCUGUCACCAAGUACUCCUCCGCUUCCAAAUAAGCCGUCAUCACACGACGGUCUCUUCGGGGUUUGGUUCUUUCUUUGCGCGCGAUGGAGUGAUGAGAUGGCGAUUCCGCUUAUGGGUUUGGAAUCGGAAAUUUUCGUGGUUCAUGAUGAACUGCCACGGUUUCGGGAAACGGUGUUACACGGGUCUAUUCUUUUCUUUUUCCAUUAAUGCCUCUCAUGGGAUGGUCUGCGUCGAAUCCAGUCAUCAAUCAG